Molecule: messenger RNA, 2120 nt
Organism: Caretta caretta (loggerhead turtle)
Lineage: Eukaryota; Metazoa; Chordata; Testudines; Cheloniidae
Source: RefSeq, a predicted model, not a curated record
GAUGGAGGAUUACUCGCUCCCACUGUACUUGCUGUUAGCCUGACUGGGCCUGGAGUGUAUUUUGAUGAGCUUUGGCACCUUUGGGUGGCAGUGUUAAGAAGGAUACAGAGGUGAAAUGAUCUGGGCUUGAUUCCAGAGUGAAUACAUCUUUUGAGCCUCUUCGUGUGGCUCAGGGAGUUUCUCCCCCACCUAAGGGAAUGUGGCUCCUGUCGUAUGCACCACUUCUCCUCAAGGGAAUGAUUGAGUGCUGGAGGGCCACGGGAAGAUUUCAGGAGUGGUUGGAGAUGGUUCUGAGACAGCAUCCAGACUGCUGGAACAAGCCCUGGUAAAGUCUUGAGUCUAAAUUUAAGAACUCAUAAAAAUGGGCAGAAUUUUCUUGGACCAUAUUGGUGGCACUCGUCUGUUCUCUUGUGCAAACUGUGAUACAAUCCUGACCAACCGCUCUGAGCUCAUAUCAACUCGCUUUACAGGGGCCACAGGGAGAGCCUUCCUUUUUAAUAAGGUGGUAAAUCUGCAAUAUAGUGAAGUUCAAGAUCGGGUCAUGCUCACUGGCCGCCACAUGGUUCGAGAUGUGAGCUGCAAGAACUGCAACAGCAAACUGGGUUGGAUCUAUGAAUUUGCCACUGAAGACAGCCAGCGCUACAAGGAAGGCCGUGUUAUCCUGGAAAGAGCUUUGGUCCGAGAGAGUGAGGGAUUUGAAGAGCAUGUUCCAUCCGAUAAUUCCUGAAGAGACUUCGGCCUCUUUCCUGGUUUUCUUCAGUGAAACUCAAAAAAUAAAAAAUAAAAUAAAAAAAUAACAAAAAAAUUCUACUUAUAUACACUGUCACCUUAGCAUCAGAGUUGGAUUCAUUGAACUAUGGACUGGGAAAGAUUGUGAGAGUAUUUCAGAUGGAAACUUCCUUUCUUUAUUCCUUUAAUUUUUACUUUUCUCCCAACAGGUGUUUGUAGAGAAUGUCGAACAGAUGCUGUAAUUUUUUUCUCCUUUGUGUUUCAAUCUCUUAGAUCUGAGAUUGUAUCUGCAGCUAACAGUGGGGUGAAAGGAAAAUAAUCUGGUUAUACCUUUUGUUAGAGAAAUCAGUGGUUUUUAGUUCAUAUAAACUGAUACAUCAAUAGAAAAUUAUUUUAUGUCCAAAGGUGUUUUUUAAUUUACUUUCCAAUUUUUGACCUAAGUUUUUAACUUUUUUUUACCCAGUCAUUUCACCAGAUAUACUAGUUUAAGAAAAGAGAUCUGAAUUUGUGAUGAGUGUGAAAGGUUCAGUGUUGGUACGGCUUGUGCUGGCCAUUGUGCCAUAUUCUUGUUGAGGUUGAUCGGUAGCACAGAGCCCAUACUUUCUUGUCAUUCUUGACCCAAAGAUGUCACCAGUCUUCAUUUAUUUGUAAAGUCCCUUUCACCAUGUAACUGCUGAUCGGAAGCUAUUUUUGAAAUAGGGCAAAACUGCUUGGCUUUUUUUCUUUUAACUGAUGUAAUUUAUAAGCAUAGUAAUAAUCUAAAGUAAUUGUCUGUUUAGUCUUGUUGCUUUAAAAGUCAGAAGCUGUUUGUAAUGAUGGGGUUUACUGAGUAACUACUGUUCCAGUAGUGAAUGUGGUUUUUUCCUUUUCAUCUCUUUACUAACCUCAUUAAGUAGACAAAGCUAUUGCAAAUCUUAAUUCUUGUUCAUAUGUGUUUUUUUUUUUAACCCAAGACUUUGUGUUUUAAAACACAGCUACAGGGUAGGAGGAGGAGAAUGCUAGCAUGUGCAUUCAUGCGUACAAUCUGCAACUUCUUUAAACAGCUUGUUUUCAAAUGCUGCUUCUGGUAUUGAAACUUGUAUCUCUCUCUCAAUUUUAUUGCAUCUUUCUAUUGUGAUGUUAGACCUUUUUUUGUCUUUCCAACCAGCAGAACAGGCUUGCCUGGUUGUAAUUACUGACUUGAUUCCUGCUUCCUUCCUGUAGAAGUCAACUAUUUUAAGAUAUUGAAAUCUUUCUUAUCUCUUGGUGAAAAUGUUCUCCAUUACCUUUCUUAAGGGUGCCCAAACAUUGUGACUUGGAACCACACUGACAACUUGCUAAGAGCCCAAUGGCUGCACCUAAUUUGAAUGUUAUGUACUGUUCUUUAUCAGAAAUAAAUAUGCAUAGAUAUA